Manis javanica (Malayan pangolin) is the source of this 2683-nucleotide messenger RNA. It is a transcript of the gene CCNI, whose product is annotated as cyclin I. Lineage: Eukaryota; Metazoa; Chordata; Mammalia; Pholidota; Manidae. The record is from RefSeq and is a predicted model, not a curated record.
CCCCCGGGCAGGGGCAGAGCCGGUGUCACCGCCCGCCUCUCCCCUCCCCCCGCCGCCCUAUGGCGAGAGGGAGCCCCCUCCCCACCCGGGCACUAGCGGCGGCGGCCGGAGGAGCGGGGCCCGCGGAAGCGGCGGCGGCGGCGGCGGCCUCAGGCCCGGGGGCAUCAUGGAACUGACUCGCUGACCGACCCUCCGGCCGCAGCCGUGAGUCCCGCCCGAUCGCCCGCGCCCGCCGGCCCGGUUCCUCUCUUCUCUCUCCUCAGUCGGCCCAGUCCUCGUCCCGCGCGUCCCGCCGCCGCGCGCUGAGAAAAAUGUGGUGGUGACGGGCCCCCGGAUGACCCCGAGUCACCGCUGUGAGGCCUACAGCUCUGCCGGGGAGGAGGAGGAGGAGGAGGAGGAAGAGGAAGAGGAGGAGAAGGUAGCUACAUCAAGCUGGGAGGCAGGCAGAUCCAAAGGAUAUCAUGAAGUUUCCAGGGCCUUUGGAAAACCAGAGGUUGUCUUUUCUAUUGGAAAAGGCAAUCUCUAGGGAAGCUCAGAUGUGGAAGGUGAAUGUGCCGAAAAUGCCUACAAAUCAGAAUGUUUCUCCAUCGCAGAGAGAUGAAGUGAUUCAGUGGCUGGCUAAACUCAAGUACCAAUUCAACCUUUACCCAGAAACACUUGCUCUGGCUAGCAGUCUUUUGGACAGGUUUUUAGCUACUGUAAAGGCCCACCCAAAAUACUUGAGUUGUAUUGCAAUCAGCUGUUUUUUCCUAGCUGCCAAGACUGUUGAGGAAGAUGAGAAAAUUCCAGUACUGAAGGUUUUGGCAAGAGACAGUUUCUGUGGGUGUUCUUCAUCUGAAAUUCUGAGGAUGGAGAGAAUUAUUCUGGAUAAGUUGAAUUGGGAUCUUCACACAGCCACACCAUUGGAUUUUCUUCACAUUUUUCAUGCCAUUGCAGUGUCAACUAGGCCUCAGUUACUUUUCAGUUUGCCCAAACUGAGCCCAUCUCAACAUUUGGCAGUCCUUACCAAGCAAUUGCUUCACUGUAUUGCCUGCAGCCAACUUCUGCAGUUCAAAGGAUCCAUGCUUGCUCUAGCCAUGGUUAGUUUAGAAAUGGAGAAACUCAUUCCUGAUUGGCUUCCUCUUACAAUUGAACUGCUUCAGAAAGCACAGAUGGAUAGCUCCCAGUUGAUCCACUGUCGGGAGCUUGUGGCACAUCACCUUUCUACUCUGCAGUCUUCCCUGCCUCUAAAUUCCGUUUAUGUCUACCGUCCCCUCAAGCACACCCUGGUGACCUGUGACGAAGGAGUGUUCAGAUUACAUCCCUCCUCUGUCCCAGGCCCAGAUUUCUCCAAGGACAACAGCAAACCAGAAGUGCCAGUGAGAAGUACAGCAGCCUUCUGCCAUCACCUCCCAGCUGCCAGUGGGUGCAAGCAUACCUCUGCUAAACGCAAAGUAGAGGAAAUGGAAGUGGAUGACUUCUAUGAUGGAAUCAAACGGCUCUAUAAUGAAGAUAAUGGUUCAGAAAAUGUGGGUUCUGUGUGUGGCACUGAUGUAUCAAGGCAAGAGGGACAUGCUUCCCCUUGUCCACCUUUGCAGCCUGUUUCUGUCAUGUAGCUUUCAGGCAUGACCUUUAAGUGUUAAGUAAGGUAGACUACUCUGGAAAUGGGAACAGAAAAUCAGGAAAGAUUGUAUUAAGUUAUAUACCUUAUCAGGCUGAUUUGAAAUGAGCCAGAAGAAAAAACCCCAUUUACUUGUAUGGCUAAUUAUAAUUGAACAUUAUUUAAGCACUUAAAGCCCAAAAAAGAAGUAUAAAAUUCAAAAGAUCCAAAACUUUUCUAAACUAAAAAGUUUCUUUGUGGUGUUUGUCCAUUCUACCCUUUUCUCUGAUAAAACAUGAUGUAGAUUUCCCAUGUGUCAGAAUUCACGAUUUUUUUUUACAUCCCCAAAUUCAUGGUUAGCAAACCUCAUCUGUCCCGUGUCCUGAUUUAAUUUCCCUAUUGCUUUGGCUUGCUUCUUUGAAUACUUAUUAAAUUUUAUGCAUGUUGAUCGAUCUGUAGCCUGACACUGAUUAGGAAACCCUCGUUAAUUUUUAGCAAUUUACUGAGCAAAUUAUUACAGUGAGACAGCCAUGAUUCAUAUUCAGAUUAAUCUGAAAAGGGUACUUGAGAAUUGCCCCGUGAGUCAGAGGUGAUAAUAGGAAAAGGAUUCACAUUACCAUGGUUUUGUCUCAAUUUCUAUUAGCUUAGGAACAAAAUCGUUGUUUUCAUUUUUAUCUGCAAGUGAAGCUUAAAAGUGGCACGUAAUUAGGACACUCAGAUUUGUUGAAAGCAUUUUUAACAUUUAUAUAAAAGAACUCGUGAUAAAGUUACUAUAUCCAGAUGCUCACCAAAGAGACAUGCAACAGUUAAAAUAGGGGGCAACUGAUAGUUUUCAUUCAUAAUCAGUGAGAGAGACUAGAUGUUGGGGCAGCUCUGAUUUGGGUCUGUAACAUGUAAGAACUGAAUUCAGUACCCUAGUUUUAUGUUAAACCAUUAGGAUUUUCUUGAUAGUCAUUUCCCCUGUCUCCCCAGCCUACCUGUAUUUCUUUUAAUGACUUUUGGAUCCUGAGCUCCCUGUUCAGUCUGAUGAAGGUAUUUCAGUCAGAGCCAUGUACUGAUGAUAAACGCAUCUGGUAGCAAUAAAAGUUGUCCUUAACCUUUGUA